This is a messenger RNA of Vollenhovia emeryi, 3923 nucleotides long. RefSeq names its product zinc finger protein 598. The record is from RefSeq and is a predicted model, not a curated record. The transcript is spliced from 3 exons. Gene Ontology annotation, biological process: protein ubiquitination; rescue of stalled cytosolic ribosome. Gene Ontology annotation, molecular function: ubiquitin protein ligase activity; ribosome binding. NCBI's taxonomy places the organism in Eukaryota, Metazoa, Arthropoda, Insecta, Hymenoptera, Formicidae. Bases 335 to 3082 code for a protein of 915 amino acids.
CGCCGCCGCAGUCGCCGCCGCCGCCGCCGAGUGACGCGAGAAUACGAAUGCGCCGUGUGUACCGAGAUUACCGAAGCGAGGACGACGUUACGGCACCGCUUCCGGAUCCGCGCGACGCAAUCUCCGUCGGCCGCCGCGCUUUCCGCCGUCGGCGCGCGACACGUUACGUACGUGCCGCAAGUACGGAGCCGCAGCAGGAGUUUGUGUGCCGCGGAGAGACCUGUCGGUGAAAAGCAGCCGUUCGCAGGGAAAAGUCUUGGAUCUCGGUCGAACGAGAUACCUCAGCCAGCGAUACUGCGUGACAAGGAGGGAGAGCUUAGUUCCUGCCGCUAGGAUGUCCGGGAGCAGUGACAGCUUUAACAAUAACACCUGCGUGGUGUGCUACAAGAAUGUCGACAUCUACAGUGUCGGCAUGUGCGAGCAUCCCGUGUGUUACGAGUGCAGCACACGGAUGAGGGUGCUCUGUCGGCAGAACGAGUGCCCGAUCUGCCGCCAGGAUCUGCCCAAGGUUGUGUUCACGCGGGAGAUCAAACCCUUCCACGGCCUGACCGGCACCAAUCUACUGGACACCCGGUACGACAUCUACUUCAGUAGCCUGGACAUUCAGGAAAAGUUCACGGAGCUGCUGGCCAACACCUGCUCGAUAUGUAAGGAGAAGAUGGUCUUUAGCAGUUUCAAUAGUUUAAAAGAGCACAUGCGACACCGACACGAGCUGCAUUACUGUGACUUGUGCGUAGAGAACUUGAAGAUAUUUUCGCACGAAAGACGCUGUUACACGAGAUCGAGUUUAGCCACGCACCGGAGGAAAGGUGACGUCGACGACAAGAGCCACAAGGGCCAUCCCCUCUGCGAGUUUUGCGACCAGCGGUACAUGGACAACGACGAGCUGUACCGGCAUCUGAGGCGCGACCAUCUGUACUGUCACUUCUGCGACGCGGACGGUCUGCAUCAGUAUUACAGCUCCUACGACUAUCUCAGAGACCACUUCCGGCAGGAGCACUACCUGUGCGAGGAGGGGGUGUGCGCGGAGGAGAAGUUUACGAGUGUUUUUCGGACUGACAUUGAUCUCAAGGCGCACAAGGCCAGCGUCCACGGUAAGCAGUUGAGCAAAGCCGCCGCCAAGCAGGCGAGAACGUUAGAGCUGGAGUUCACCUUGGCGCCGCGCGGCGAGAAUCGAAUGAACAGGAGGGGUAUGCUGGGCGCGUCCACGUCGAGGAGCGCGAGGGAUUACAACAGCAGGGAUUACGGUUCCAGGGAUUACCAGCAGGGCCCGACGCCCAGCGGCUCCAAUUCGUUCGCGUCCAGCAACGAGCCCACCUUCGUGCGGCAGCCGUCCGUCGACGUUCAAAGCACGGACGAGUUUCCCACGUUGGGCGGUAGCGCCGUACCCACCUUACCUCAGCCCAAGAGCAGAGGCAACGUGACGAUUCGCAGCACCGUGAGGAAUCAACCGCUCGCGGUAACGGACGAGAACUUUCCUGCGUUAGGCCCGGACUCGUCCGGGCCCGGUAUCUCGAAAACUGUCAACUUUAGCGUUUCCAGCAGCAGCAGCAGCAACGCCACGGGCUCCAGCGGUUUGCCGCAGUGCCAGAAGGGCACCGCGUCUUCGAACGUCUCCAUUCAGGUGAACCACGAACCCAACGGCACCGUCACCACCAGGGUGUCUGGGCCAAACAUCAGGAUACGCCCCGCGCAGCUGUCGAUAGAUUCCGAUUUCCCCGCCCUGGGCAGCUCCGAGCCGUCUACCAGUACUGCCAAUUCGACUCAGUGGAAGGAAGUCCUGCAGUGGACCUGCUCCAAAUCGGCCCCGGCGAACGCGCCCAAGUCUAAGAAAGUCGCGCCGCCGCCCUCGAUACCGUCGGCGCCGCCCAUUCGAUCCGGCGAGGACUUUCCGAGCCUGUCCAAGUCGUCCAAGUCGAAAAAGCAAUCUGUAAUCACGGUAGUGCCGUCGUGGGGACAGAACGCCAGCAACGUCCAGGGUUCCAGCGCUAGCAACAACGCGAAAACGACGGACCAGACGAAGGGCAAGACGAAGAAGAAAAAAACGAAGCAGGCUUCAAGCGGCAACAGUUCGAGCGGUAACGAGUCCAGCGGCUCCAAAUCGAAUGUAAAUACAGUUGUAACCAAGAGGGACAUCAAACUGGCCGGUGACUCGGGCAACGCUCGCGUCACUUCGAAGGAGGUCUCGCGAGCCACGCAGGAUACCAACAACGUGUCCAGAAACUCCAAGGAGCCGGAGCACGCGAGCAAGAAGGACAAGAGGAAAAACAAGAGCAACGCGGAAGGAAGUUUGGGGAUCGCGACGACCGUCAUAAAUACCGGGUCCAGAAGCGGAGGCAACGGCUCCGCGAACGGGGAGAAGCAGAGAAAGCGCAGCGAGCUGAAGAUAGACAGCCUGAACACGACCAACAACAACGUCCAGCGGACGGAGGACUUUCCCGCGCUGGGUAACACGAGCAGCAGGCCGCCAGGCUUCACGAACCCGCCGCCCGGCUUCGCCUCGCCGACCCUACCGCCGCCCGGUUUCUCCAUCAAGUACAACAGCAUGGACGGACUGCACGGCGGCAACGGCCUGACGUUCACGAACAGCUCCGGCGAGAGCUACUCGAUUCUGCCGGACAACAGCGGCAAGCGCGCGGCGGCUCACGCCUACGUCUCGCCGCCCGAUUUCCAGAAGCGCAACACGUGCCUGGUGGCGAAGCUCAACGCGGUCCUCGUCGAGCAGGACAAGAUCGAGGAGUUCCGCUACGUGAGCGGCCUCUUUCGCGCCGGCACCUGCGACGCCCAGGAGUAUUACACGCACUGUCGCGAGGUCAUGGGCGCCAACGCUUUCGAGAGCGUGUUCCCCGAGCUCCUGGCGCUGCUGCCGGACGUCGCGAAGCAGCAGGAGCUGUUCAAGGUGCACAAGAGGGAGGCGGGCGGCAAGGCGAGGGGGCUGGAGAUGUGCGCCACGUGUGGCCAGGUUCUCAAGAGUGGCUCGGACUUUCGGACGCACAUGUCCAGCCACACCCUCGAGAACCACUUCCCGGCGUUGGGCAAGAGCAACACGCCGCCGCCGAAGAACACGUGGGUACGUAAAUGAGUCAAUUACCCCUCCCUCAUCGAUCGUCGUCGUGCCCGCCGUUCCGGAGGCCCCGGGGCGAGCCGAGCAUCCGCUCGCCCAACUGUUGCAAACGGUUGUACAUAUAACGCUCCCGUUUUUAUACCGCCGUACCGAGGUCGAGUCUGCGUUGCGUUUAUCCGACACGUAUAGCACGAGCGUAAUACGUAAUAUUUAUUCCAAGAGUCAAUCGAUCCUUAGUGUAAAAGAAAAAAAAAAGCAUAUGCGUAAAACUAGCGUUGACCAUUCGCAAUAGAAUUGACACCUGUUGAGCGAGUUGCGAGGCAACACCGACCGGGAUUAAGAGAAAAAGGAUAUUGUAUGUAAUAUAUACCUUAGAGAGCUUUAACAGACGGUUGUAUCAAUGAUGUAACGCUAACGAAGAACCGGCGCGCGAUAAAGAGGACGUGAAAUAUUUUUUUCUAUGAUAAACUACGAAAAGUAGGGUCUUGUACCGAAUGCAAGAGAAAAAAAAAGUGUUACAAGUUAAAGGGCGGACGUAUGCGUGUGUUAAUGUAUAAUCGUGUCGCGCACGUGGUGGUUUCAACGAUUACCCACUUCCACCGCUGUAUUUUAUGACCGUGUACAUAAGAUUCGUAAAUAGAAGCGUUCCUUCCUAUAAUUUAUUUGCGAUGCCUCUCGAGAUAGAGACGGAAUAGCGAUUGCUGUGCUAUGUGCGAAAAAAAAAAGAGUAACACCAUACUUUAACAAACCGUUUGAUACGUUAUACAUUAUACAGUACUCGUAGCAUUACCGUACUGUUUUGUACCGUAACAAAGUUGUACAUUUAGUUAACACGACAAUACAUGAUUUUGAUGAGCGA